CUCACGUGCAUUUGUUUAUAAACUUCAGAAAUGGGUUCCAAAAAGAAAUUAGCAAAGAAAAUUGACGAAAUUAAACAUCCAGGAAGCAGAAAGACAGUUGCUGCUGUAAGGGAGUUGAAGAAAAUUAAAAAGAGAGAAAGCAUUAAGGAAGGUUUUGCAGCAAAGGCCAAUAUUGUAGGCAAAAAAUUGUCAUACUUCGCAGAACAGGUCGAACAUUUUGAACAGGAUAAGAAAUGUCUAACUCCAGACGAGUUUCAAGAGAUAAUAGAAAAGUACUUCCAUCGUUUCGACGAUGAAUUAGAACAGAUCAAAUUAAAGACACAAGUUAAUAAGAAACGACAGAAUCAGCAUGCUAAUCGAGAAUCAAUCAUCAAAAUGUCGUUGGAUAAGGAUAUGAAAAACUUUAGUGCUGGUGGAAUUGAAUUAGUCGACUUAACCGAUCCAGUUAAUUUUGAAAAAUUUAAGAACUGGGAUGGAAAUUCACACAACAUUCAGCACAUGGAAUUAAAGUUCAUUUCAAAAAAAUAUCUUAAGCAACUGAAAGAAAAGAUUGUUGAAAGUCAAAUUAUGCAGGUUGAAUGAAUGAUAAGAGAAGUUACUUUUAUUUUUCUAUUAAGCUUUAUUUAAUCUUAUUCCAUGGAUAAAUGUGCAUAAACA
Chironomus riparius is the source of this 657-nucleotide messenger RNA. Lineage: Eukaryota; Metazoa; Arthropoda; Insecta; Diptera; Chironomidae. The record is from the annotation of a GenBank genome assembly.